Molecule: messenger RNA, 5034 nt
Organism: Schistosoma spindalis
Lineage: Eukaryota; Metazoa; Platyhelminthes; Trematoda; Strigeidida; Schistosomatidae
Source: the annotation of a GenBank genome assembly
GAAUGAAUGAGAGAGCCUUGACGGUAAAUUUGACUUCGACCUUCAUGGGAGUGUCUCCUCCAAAAGAUUCGCAACACAAAAAAUCUAAAACCAAGCACAAACAUAAACACAAAAUAAAAGACACCGUUGAAAAAGACGAUAAGGAGUUUACGCGCACCGAAAAUCUUUCACGGCACUAUAGCAAUAAACGGCCCCACCAACUUACCCAUGUCAAAAUCAAGAUAGAGCCUCGUGGAUCCUGCAGCCCGCCUCAUAAACGAAGACUAAAUGAUCCUAUAAUAUUGAAGGCUAGGUCUCCUCGAAGAAGUGGAAGGGUUAGUUCCCCCGUUAUCUUAAGGGAUAGUGAAGAUAUUUCUGAAUCCAAACCUAAUCUCGGGAAAAGCGGAUUAUUAGAAGGAAACCCUGGUCCCGUUAUUAAACAAAAAGCCAAUUUUGAGUUAUCAGUGUUGGGUGUACACCAACUUCCUAUACAGAGAUAUGAUUUAAAUAAUUUGGCCACUGUUCUCGAUAAAUUGUUGCUAGAUAAGUCGCGUCAUCAGCCUGGCGGUUAAAAAAAUUUUCUGGUAAUUCAGUAUACAGGACAAUCUGAAAGAGUAACUGCACCACAUUUAUUCCCUUCGUAAAUCCACUUAUUUAUAAGAUCAAACUACUGGUAAUUUCUAGUCAAAACAUGCAAACUUUGUAUUUGUGUUUAGGUAGCUUCUUUUUACCGCAUGGCGAACUACUUAUUUAAAUAUUCUUUAUUGAAAGAUUUUCUAGCUUUUGAAAUCAUCCAUUAAUAUUAGUUAGAAAGUUAGUUAUGUAGAGGUGUCCAUUAGUUAAUUAAAUUGUCUGUCUGUUAAGUAGUUUGAACCCACUUUCGUCAUACAUCUGUCAGCUGGAUAUCUGCCGGUGACUUUAUUUGUCAUUCUAGAACCAGGUCUCAUAGCGUAUCGAGGUGAUGAAUAAAUGACAAUAUGACACGUCAUUGCAUUGGUUCAUUAUUUUAGCGAAGCAGUAUGUGAAAACACAGUGCUCAAAAUUUACCAAGAAACAGGUUAUGAAUGUGUCUACACCAAUGGUGCCAGCAUUUUCGUUAAUUCUAAAGAUACAUAUUUCCACUGUCCUUGAGGUCGUUUGCAGAUAUUACCAAUGGUCCAGGAACUAACUGGACUUACUUUGAAUACUUCCAGCCACUUGAAAUACUAUCUGGGCCCACGUGAUUUAUUACUUAGUUUUCCUACAUUGCUUGUCGAAGCCUACUCACAAAACAUAACAUGGAGCUUGUGACUAAAUCCUUGAUAAGCGUUUGGAUUCGUCAAAUGUGUCAUAAUUGGCUCAAGCUAUCAACUUCUGCAAACCCGUCAGAUACUAGUUGAUUUCAUAUUUUUGUAAUGAUGAUGAAUGUACUACUUCAAUCGUAGGUAAAUGGAAUAUAUUUGCUUAGUUCCUGUGUUAUAGUUGUAAGAAUAUACAAACCACUUCUGAAAAAAACAAUUGUACGCCAUUUCAGUUAAUGUAUCAAAAUUUGGCCAUAAACACAAAUAUUAAAAUUAUUGCCUGACAUUCCAGUUAACAAGACCUUUUCCAGUCAAACUGGACCAUUACUAGACGUAGUAGCUGUACAUUUGUUUCUGUUCCCGUUUCAUUUCGUCGUUUCCCUUUUUCCUGUUUGAAAGGCAAACUUGCGGAGGACACAAAUGUUUUUAAAGGUGUUGUGAUAAAAUACAAUGAACCAGAAGAUGCUAGAAAACCCACCACACAUUGGAGAUUGUAUGCUUUCAAGGGAAAUAAAACAUUAUCCGUACUGCAUAUACAUAGACAAAGUGGAUUCUUAAUUGGCCGCGAUCGAAAAAUUGCAGACAUUCCUAUGGAUCAUCCAAGUAUUUCAAAACAGCAUGCUGUUUUGCAGUAUAGACUUGUAAGUUAAAAGUUUAGCAUUAAUGAUGAUGCAUUUCUUGGUGCCCUGUUUUGCUAGAUACUUCUGUUGUGAGCAAUAAAUAAAGCAGUCGGUCAAUAUAAUUUUUAGUUACCUUUUGAAUUUCAAACAGAAUACUACAAAUCGCCUUAAUUUUCGGUAAAAGAAAACAGAACUUUCCUAAAGUGAUAAAAAUACUUAACGACGGCACACGUAAAAUGUAAAGUCGAAAUCAUUAGUAAGAACUACUACUUAGCACUUGCCGUCAUUUGUUUCGCAUUUGAUUUUUUGUGCCUUCUAGUUGAUGCAGUUUAUGCAUAAACUCCUUUUUAUUCUAAAAGCAUAAGCUUGUAGUUCAUUUAAAAAAAAGUAGGUUUAGAGUUAUAAACCAAGGUGAGAACAUAAAAUAUAAGGAACUUUCCUUCUGUGUAAUUUCGAUAUUUAGCUGUCUCAACAUACUGAAGUAAAACAAGUUAGCAGAUGCCAGCUGCGUGCUAUAGAGUACGAGUUAAAAGCUGUUCGUAAGACCAGAUAGCAGUAAGUUUCAUGUUUAUUUGUUGCACAUCAGUCAUAGAUAAAUAGAUUUUAAAAAUAUUGAUUUGGAAUGUCACUUUGUUAUGUUCGUCGUUUCUCUGCAGCUGCAUGAUAAGGGUGAUAAUAAUGACAAUAAUCAUAGUAUGAUACUUCCAGUUACAAUGGAGACUUUUUCUUCACUUGAAUUUUCCAUUGCAUAUUUGUUUAAUCCAUGAAUUUCGGUGCAGCCCCCUUCCAUUUAUCCAACACACAGGUAAAAGGAUGAACCAACCACUGGUUCUUCUGCCAGUUUUUAGUAUUUGAUUAGCAACUAGUUGUAAGCUUUCUCAAAGGUGACUGAGUACUUUGUGGUUAGCGCAUGCAGACAGUAAAGCAAAAAAAACCAGAAUUGUAAGUUACCAGUUGUUAUUUCUCUGUAUCUUACUGUACAUUUAUUCUUCUAUUCAGGUUCGUGGCCUGAUUCGCUUGUAUAUUAUCGAUUUAGAGUCAGCAAACGGUACUUAUUUGAACAAUAACAGAAUAGAAUCUCGUCGUUACUAUGAGCUCCUUGAAAAAGAUGUAAUCAAGUUUGGUUUCUCAACACGUGAAUAUGUUGUUAUGACAUCAGAAACUGACAUGGGUGACUCAUCUUGAUUAUGUUUUUUGUACAGUGUUUGUAAAUAUAUGUUUAUAAUUAUUGAAUGGUAAUAUUUUCCAGAAUUAAACUUGGUCAUAUCAAUUGUAUUGUACCUAAUCUAAUGUUCUAAUCAGAGUGAAUGAUGGCCCAAAAUGAUAUUUUCGUUUUUAUUAAGUAUGUAGCGUAAAACAUUCAUUCGUAAAGUCUAAACACUUCUUAUUCAGAAGAUAUAGUGAACUGUGCUAAACCGGUAGAUAAACGCAAUAUUGUUCUAGUCUGUACGAAAUCCAUUGGCAGGUUCUUUUUGUAUAUAUUUCUGAACGAAAUUUCUUUUAUUGAGCUGAUUAAUACGAUAACAUGGACGGAUGUGUACUGUUAGUACAUAAAUCAACAGUGAGUAUGCCUCUCUCCAGAACUUGAUAUCUCAGUGAGCCGUGAAAUAUCGAAAGAUAAUGGUCUGUGAAAAAUGAAUAUUUAGCGGAAAUGUCACAUUUCAUGUACGUUUUUGUGCAACCCAACAUUACAGUGGAAAAGUAAUUGAGUGAUAUGUCCCGAUCGGCUUAACAAUAACAUAAAUUGUUCAAUAUGGUUAUUCUAACCGAUUUGCAGCAUACAUAAAAACUUUCCUACCUUACAUACUGAUAACUGUAAGUGUUAAUUUUGAAGAAUGACUGGGUCUAUUUAAAAAUACGACUUUGUAAAACUCAGUCAGAACUUGCUAAAAAUCAUCGCUCUUGGAGUCAUUUACUCAUAAGCCAUUUAUGACUCGAAUUUUCGUCCUACGACAUGCUUUAUCCUACCACCGAGAAAUCCUAUGAGUAAUGUCUAUUUAACUUUUACUAUAUGGUCUGAAGUUAAGUACAUGAACCUAGUGCUGUUACACUAAAAACUCAACACUUAUCAGUCAGUUAUACUUAUUGACCAUAUAAUAUCUAUAACUGAGCCACGUUUCCUUAUGCAGUUAAUUAUUGCACAUUCCGUUUAAUCUAUGGCUAACGAUUUUCCAGAACUUAAGCUAAUCUUUGAUCACGAAGUCAUUAUUCAGUUCGAUGAAAAGCCAAACUAACAUCACCCCAAUAGCUAUUAAGAAGUAGACAGCUAUUCCAUCAUAGUUUAGGGUUCUACAGCAAAUUGAUUUUUUUACUUUAAAAAGAUUAGUAGAAGUAAAAACACCAAGUUCAAGUAGAACAGCCACUCUUCUGUUAACAGCUUGGGACCUUUCAUGAGUCCGUAUCACCAAUUCUUUCUACAAGUGAUUCUACGGUUGUCUGGAUUAUUAUGUUGCUAUUGAUUGAAUGAAUAACAUUUCUCAACUUCAUAAUUAUAACAAAAAUUUUGCUUAAUGCAAGUAGUUCGCAUUCGCUCUUAACUUACAUAAAACGUUUUUCCAACAAGGAUUCCAGGUAAUUUAUUCUAAACUAAUGAGACAAAGAUUUAAACGCUUAUUUUCACUAAUAACACCACACAAUGGGUAAGUGGACAGUUAUUUGAUGCCUGGAAGCCCUUUUUGUUUUCACAUUUAAUUAUAAGCAGAAAUAAUAUAAAACCGAGUCAAUAUGCGUAAAAUUUUGCAUAACAACUCAAAACACUCAAUGUAGAAGUAGUUUUAAAGGAAGUACAUCAAUAAUCUUAUGUAAGUGUACAUACAUGCGCGUAAGACUAAAACAAAAUAAAAUUGGAAUACCGGGAUAGGUAAUAACACUACAAUAUCUCACAUUCGCAUAUGCAUAUGAAUGUUUACAAUUGAUAGUAGUCUUUUGUUGACAACAAAUAGAACUAGACAAUACCCCUAAUUUAACCAGCGUCACAUUAACCUUUAAAAAUUACAUUGAAAGCUAACAACUAGGGAUCAACAUAAUAGGAAAAAAAAGUUAGCACGAAAAAUAAAAGCUGCAGAUGCAAAAAAUUACAGUAAAACUAAAUAUUGAGCCAAGUAGUACAUAGAUAAAUAUUAUGUGUACACCUUCAAAAGUAGAAUAAACGAAGG